This is a messenger RNA of Pseudoliparis swirei, 4577 nucleotides long. It is a transcript of the gene mccc2, whose product is annotated as methylcrotonyl-CoA carboxylase subunit 2. Gene Ontology annotation, biological process: L-leucine catabolic process. The record is from RefSeq and is a predicted model, not a curated record. Gene Ontology annotation, molecular function: methylcrotonoyl-CoA carboxylase activity. Bases 75 to 1769 code for a protein of 564 amino acids. The transcript is spliced from 17 exons. Lineage: Eukaryota; Metazoa; Chordata; Actinopteri; Perciformes; Liparidae. Gene Ontology annotation, cellular component: mitochondrion; methylcrotonoyl-CoA carboxylase complex.
ACAGAAGAAGAAGAUCGGCGAGCUAGCAAGCUAGCAUCCACAAAGUGCACGGUUAGACGGUCCUGAGCAUCGACAUGCUCCUACAGACGGCCAGGCCCUGGCUGCUCCGUUGCAGGAGUCUACCUUUGGCCUGCGCGAGGUCUUACUACGCCGACAAAGUCGCUCCACUCGGCACUCAGCCGGACAAACAGUCCCCUGAAUACCAGGAGAAUUAUGAGCGGAUGCAGGUUAUUGUCGAUCAGCUGAAAAGCCGGACAGAGAAGGUCAAACUGGGUGGGGGAGAAAAGGCCAGGAGACUUCACACUUCUCGUGGGAAACUCCUUCCCAGAGAGCGUAUUGACAGGCUGCUGGAUCCCGGGAGCCCUUUCUUGGAGUUCUCUCAGUUUGCAGGUUAUGAACUGUAUGGAAAAGAGGAAGUCCCUGCAGGCGGUAUCCUUACCGGGAUCGGGCGGGUUUCAGGGGUGGAGUGUGUUAUUGUUGCAAACGACGCUACUGUCAAAGGGGGCACGUACUUCCCGGUUACGGUGAAGAAACACCUGCGGGCGCAAGAAAUAGCCCACCAGAACCACCUGCCCUGCAUUUAUUUAGUGGAUUCAGGAGGGGCCAAUCUUCCCAGACAGGCCGACGUCUUUCCGGACAGAGAUCACUUUGGUCGUAUUUUCUACAACCAGGCCCGGCUGUCCUCAGACGGAAUAGCACAGAUUGCUGUCGUGAUGGGCUCCUGCACGGCCGGGGGAGCGUACGUACCCGCCAUGGCGGAUGAGAGCAUCAUUGUGCGGAAGCAAGGAACCAUUUUCCUGGGAGGACCUCCGCUGGUCAAAGCCGCCACCGGGGAAGAGGUUUCUGCAGAGGACCUCGGUGGUGCUGAUCUUCACUGCAAAAAAUCUGGUGUGACGGACCACUACGCGCUGGAUGAUGACCACGCCAUCCAUUUGGCGAGGAAGGCGGUGAGAAACCUCAACUACAGGAAGAAUAUUGAGGUCACCACAGAACCCACGGAAGCCCCUCUCUUCCCCGCAGACGAACUCUACGGCAUCGUUGGAGAUAACUUGAAACGCAACUUUGAUGUCAGAGAGGUCAUCGCUAGAAUUGUCGACGGCAGUAAAUUUGAUGAGUUCAAGGCUUUCUAUGGCGACACGGUCGUUACAGGAUUUUCCAGAAUAUUCGGUUACCCCGUCGGAAUCAUCGGCAACAACGGAGUCUUGUUCUCAGAGUCUGCGAAAAAGGCAACUCAUUUCAUCGAGUUAUGCUGCCAGCGCAACAUUCCACUUAUUUUCCUCCAAAACAUAACGGGCUUCAUGGUGGGUCGAGAGUACGAGGCGGGCGGAAUCGCCAAGGACGGGGCCAAGAUGGUGACCGCCGUCGCCUGCGCCAAUGUUCCCAAGAUCACCGUCAUCAUCGGCGGCUCCUACGGCGCCGGGAACUACGGCAUGUGCGGCAGAGCCUACAGCCCUCGCUUCCUGUACAUGUGGCCCAACUCCCGAAUCUCCGUGAUGGGCGGCGAGCAGGCGGCCACCGUCCUGGCCACCAUCACCAAGGAUCAGAGGGCGCGAGAAGGAAAGGAGUUCACAGCGGAGCAGGAGGCGGCCAUGAAGAAACCGAUAGUGCAGCGGUUUGAAGAGGAAGGCAGCCCGUACUUCUCCAGUGCUCGGCUCUGGGACGACGGCAUUAUCGACCCCGCAGACACUCGCCUGGUUCUGGGGCUGAGCCUCAGUGCGGCGCUGAACGCACCAACGAAGAAGACUCGCUUCGGGGUGUUCAGGAUGUAAAGCUUGUGGACCUCCGACGAGCGAGCGCUGCACUCCUAGCUAGUCUUUUUUCAGAUUUCCUUUUUCUUUAGGGUUCAACGAGGACGAGUGUCACCAGAUUAAGAUCAACAAACAAUCGAGAACUCACACCGCCUCUCUCAGUGGGAUGUGAUCAGAGGGGUGCUGUAGGUGUGGGAUGUUUCCACUAAUACAUUGUGCCUUUCAACUGUUUCUAGUGUCAAUUCAAACUCUCCUCCUUUACUUCUUUCCCCUCUGGAUUAUUUUUGUAUAAAAUACUGUAAAUGCUGAAUUAUAAAAAAAAAAUGAGGACAUACAAAGUUGCCGUCUUUUCUCAAUCUGCAUAAGGGGGCGCUGUUCAGCUAUAUAUAAAUACUGACUGGCCACAUCUAGCUGGAUGGCAGAAGCACACACCAAGUCUUACAGCUUUAUUUAUUUAUUUGAGAUAAUAGUGUUUACAGAAGAGCUGGUGGAGGGAAAUAAUACCGAGGGGGGGGGAGUAUUAUGCCAUUUGAGCCUUAUGUUCGCUUUUCACGUUUUUUAAUCGUGCAACUAUAGUGCUGCUGCAGGCAGAGUGCUUAACUUUACCAGCUGCCACACACACACACACACACACACACUACUCCCCAAUCGAUCAAACUGAACAUGCUGCACAUAGUUGGUACACCUACAUAUUUGUAUCGAUGACCAUCUGAGCUCACUUUGGUAACAAGUGACUUUUCUUGUUGUUCCUCUGUGGGACUCUGAGGACAUCGGGUGCAGCAGUGGAUUUGAAUAUUCAAACAUUACAAAAAACAAGUUGUGUUUAGAACUGGUUCGCUGGUUUUCUUUCACAAAAUGAGAGGCCAGAAUGUUGCAUAAUACUGAAAAUGUGUGUGUGAGAGAGAAAAAGAAACAGGCCCCCGGAAAUAUAUGUUAAUCGAUCAUUUAUGAUGUCGCUCUAGAUUUAUGAGCCAACCUUUCGCUCUGCCCGGGACUGCUUUUAAUUGCGGUAAUAAUCACUCGCCGGGUGGCUGAAUGACGACGUCGUCCUUUUUGUCUUGUCAAAUUAUCUGGCGAGCUCUCCACUACUUUUUUUUUUUUGGGCCUUCCCCAUCAUGUACGCUAGAUUUCGAGGCAUUUCGAGUAGAACUCGGUGACGCGUUGUGUUCUAGCUGAUGCUAUUACUGCAGCAGUUAAUGGAGAGGCGGACCAGACGCGACGGGUUGUCAUGCGUGGUGAAGGUGGGGGUGGGGGUGGUGGGGGUUUCUGCUUCCUCCCUGGAGUCUUUGUGACUUCACGUCUCAUAGGGUCCAUUGGACCUGGCUGUGUCUGAUGACUCCUGCCAUGGUCCGUUAUCCAUGCCUACUACUAAUAAUUCAUACAUUUCUUUCAUAUUCAUUACAUGUGUUGUACCACUGUUCAUCUCUUGCUUCUGUCCAUCCUGCAGAGGGAUCCUCCUCUGUUGCUCUCCUGAAGGUUUCUUCACUUUUUUACCAAGUGAAAGUUUUUUUUCUAUUUCUUGGGAGUAUUUCCUGAUCCGAUGUGAGGUCCUGGGACAGGGAUGUCGUAUGUGUACAGAUUGUAAAGCCCUUUAAGGCAAAUUUGCGAUAUAAAAUUAAACUGAAUUGAAUAUCAUCCAGGCCAUCUGUACAACCGACUACAUGCCAGUUGUCAACGCAACCAAAGAGUGUCUUCACCAAGGUGACGGCAGUGUAGCCCUUCACACAGCUUACAGGGGUCUUCAGAAUCACACUCACUUCCUCGAGCUCGGUCAAUGAAAUUUCCAGUUUCCAGACAUAAAAUCCCGACCCAUUUCCCCUCCCUCGGGUGUCUUGAUACCGACACACAAAGUGCCCGUCAGCCUCCGGGCUUCUCGAGUGACCUCCCUGUAAACCCGUCCGUGUCAUGAGAAACGUCGAUGAUGCUCAGAGAGCGUAAUGGCUUCAGUAUAAAGAGCCCAAAAAAGCCCACGCGAGCAUGAAGGGAAGGGAGAUUGAUGGACGGGUCAAACAAAUAACGACCGUUGUUGAUGUCCCUGAGUUACCGUAUAGGGAUGUUUGUGUUGGAUUUCUUUGCUUACUCAUUGAGUCAUUGUUUACACUUUAUUUAGUCAGAUUUCGGAAAUACAUCUCCAUCGUGAUGUUUCUCCCCAAACCUAGCUGUGGUUUUGUUGCCUAAACAUAAGUUUGUACGUUCUUAGCUUAGGUGUAAAAAAUAAGUAUGAAAACAUCACAUUGUAAGACCAACUGUGAUGUCUUACCUGAACCUAUUAUAGGCUGCUUGGAGGGGAGGGGGGGGGGGGGGGGGGCGUUUUAGGAUACACUGAGCACCUAUAUGAGCUCCAUCGCACAGUACUAACACAACAUUACUAGCUUCCACCCUGGAGUCUUUGUGACUUCACGUAUAAUAGGGCCCAUUGGACCUGGCUGUGUCUGAUGCCUCCUACUUUGGCCCUGCUGAUGCCCCACCACCCCCCUCCUCCUCCUCCUCCUCUCUACCUCCUUCUGUCUCAUGGAUCGUGGACCAUGGUACUCUACCAUGCCUACUACGAACUAUUUAUACACUCUCUCAUAAUCAUUGAAUGUGUUGUAACUCUGUAAUGAUUCCUUCUGGUCACAUGACAUCUAUUGCACCUGUCCAUCCUGGAGAGGGAUCCUCCUCUGUUGCUCUCCUGAAGGGUUCUUCACUUUUUUCCCGUGAAAGGGUUGUUUGGGAGAUUUUCCUGAUCCGAUGUGAGGUUUUGGGACAGGGAUGUCUAUAUAGAUUGUAAAUCCCUCUGAGGCAAAUUUGUGAUAUUAUUAACUAUAAAAUAAACUGAAUUGAACCGAA